GCGGCCUACCUCACGGCGGCACGGCAGAGAGAGACCACCACCGGCCAUCACCAGCAGCCAGCUAGCAUAGCUAAAGGGCAAGCAAGCAUGUGGGUGACCUCGAUGCCGCAGGUGUGGGACGAGGAGGGCGUCCCCAAGCGGGGCGCCGCCGACGCGGUGACCCCGGCGCCGGCCGCGGCCAUGCUGAGCUCCCUCGCGGGCUGGCUCUCCCGCACCGUCCAGCCGCAGCCGCCGCCGCCCAGGGUGUGCGGCACCGACGGCGGCCCGCCCGUGACGGCGCCCAGGCUCCGCCUCCGCGACGGCCGCCACCUCGCCUACUGCGAGGCCGGCGUGCCCAAGGACAAGGCGCGCUUCAAGGUCGUCUUCUCGCACGGCUUCACCGGAUCACGCGAGGACACCGUCAGACCCUCGCAGGUAUACAUAGAUACAAAUUAAUUAUCAGUUGCUUAAUAACUAGUAUGUGAACAAAACUGCAAAAUAAAAUUACUGUUGUACUCCAGUAGAGAUAGUUACUAGUGCGGUAAUUAGGUUGCUUAAGCGAGCAAUAUUCUCGGGCGAGAUGGAACGGAAGAGAGGUGGAGGAACUGUCGGUGUCCCGGUUUUUUUUUUCCUUUCUUUCUUUGGAGAGAAGCGUCCUGGUGCCGCACAGCUAGCUUCAGACGUGGACUUGGGCACUUGCAGCUAGCCAGGCAAGGGAUUCGUUGGGUAGGUCAACCACCGUUUUCUCUGGCAUGCAUGGCCUGCCGAAUUAUCUAUCCGUCCCACCUUCUCAUACUACCUUGCUUCUUGUAUGAACCUCUCAAGCUUUCUCCAAGACGUUGAUGGUUGGUCGGUCAAGUUAUUAUUAGUUGCCGUUAGCUAGCUUGGAACAUGAUGCAUGGAACAACCGAAAGAAAAAAAAGGGAGAUAUUUCGUUCUAAACCAAUAUUUUCUAGGACUACCGGCCAGCUGCAGCCUGCAGGCUGCUAGACCGAGUCAUAGGAUCCUCUUGUUCACAAGGAUUGGGAUGGAAUAAUCUGUGCCCCCUUUGCUUUCGCCGUACUUCUUUACAGCCUUGUGGCCGGGAGACAGGAUCUAGUCUUCUAGAACGGGGUCGGAGCAGCACAAGAAGAUGAGCAUGCGCGCACGCAUCCAACAUCCAUCUUGCAAAUUUCGAUAGAUGCAUGCCCGCAUACAUGUUGCUAGUAAUGGACAAAUGGCAAUUUUGGAGCCUGCCUGCUAGCCCUGCUAAUGGGUUGAAAUUCACCUUCCCUCCUUACCACGUCAAUAAAAAUAAUAAUAUUUAAUACCAUAAAACUCUCCUUCAGCCGUCGGUGCUCGUGUUCUAGAUGAUCUGCAAGCUGUCCGCUCCGUGGAGAAAGAGGAAAUGGCAGCCGCGCCACGGCAACCGAGGCCGGAUCUCACGUUUCGCCGCCCAAAUUACUCCCUCCUUUCCCGUUUAUAAGGCAUGGUGGAACAUGACACAGUCUUCUAAACAAUACUUUGACCAUUUAUUUAUCAUAUAUUAUAUCACUUUUGAUUAUAAACUUAUAAUCAUUGUAAACUAUGUUUGAUUAUGAAUCCAAUCAUAUGAAAUUUGCAUUAUAAAAAUAAAAAUUUAAUAGUCAAAUUAUUGGUCAAAGAUGAGAAGAUUUGAAUCUUGAUAUACGUGUAUGCCUUAUAAACGGGGAAGGAGGGAGUAAUUGAUUAAUUAAUUAGCAGGAGUAAUCGCUGCCAGCGAGCCAGUCCAGAGCAGGGUUCACCAAACCGGUGGGAACCGGACCGGUUCCGGUUUCGACAGUACAGCUAAAAUUCAAAAUUUAAAUUUAAAUUCAAAAAAUGAAAAAUUCCUAAAAAUACUUCAAGUUGCGAUGAAUCUAAUGGUAUCAAAUUUUCUCAAAAAUCCGUUCAUUUAUUAUAGUUUGCAGGGAUUUAAAGUUAAAUCAAAAAAGAAAAAUAAAAAAAUGGGCCGGCCCAUUAAGACCCACCGGUCAAACCGGCCGGUAAACCAGUUGCACGGGAGCUUUUGAAUUUAGAUUUGAAUUCAAACCGGUCAAACCGACCGAUAAACCGGUAAAACCGACCGGUAAACCGGUCGGAACCGGUUGCACGGGAGCUUUUGAAUUUAUUUGAAUUUAGAUUUGAAUUCAAUCGGUUUUCACCGGUUAUCGGUCCAACCGGUCCGGUAAACCGGAACCGGUGGCCGGCCGGUUUGGGUUAACCGGUCGGAAAAAAAACCUUGGUCCAGAGACACCGGUUUGCCUUGCCUCCCAUCCAUCCCCUCUCGUCUCUUUCGGCAGUUGCGAGUUGCGACACGGGCGCCCGCCGCCGCCGCGCCGCCAUGGAGCUGCUGGCCAAGGCGCCCGUGCUGGGCUGCGCCGGGAAGAGGCAGACCAGGCUCCCCAUGGGCUCCGUCGUGGGCGCGCUGGGCAGGUGGAUCCGCCAGGCCGUGCCGCCGCCCAGGGCGUGCGGGACGCCGGGGGGGCCGCCGGUGACUGCGCCCAGGGUGCGCCUCAGGGACGGCCGCCACCUGGCCUACGCCGAGUCCGGGGUGCGCAAGGAGGACGCGCGCUUCAAGGUCGUCAUCUCCCAUGGAUUUACGGGGUCCCGACUCGACACUGUCCGCGCCGCGCCGGAAGUGGCCGAAGAGCUGGGCGUGUACAUGGUGGGCUUUGAUCGCGCCGGGUACGGGCAGAGCGACCCCAACCCCAACCGCUCCGUGAAGAGCGCGGCGCUGGACGUGGAGGAGCUCGCCGACGCGCUGGGGCUCGGCCCCAAGUUCUACCUGAUCGGCAUCUCCCUCGGCUGCCAUGCCGUCUGGGGCGCCCUCAAGUACAUCCCCGACAGGAUCGCUGGGGCGGCGAUGAUGGCUCCGGUGGUGAACUACUGGUGGCCGGGGUUCUCGGCGGACCUGGCGGCGGAGGUGUACGCGAAGCAGGAGGUGGGCGACCAGUGGGCGCUGCGCGUGUCGCACCACGCCCCGGGCAUCCUCCACUGGUGGAUGGAGCAGAGCUGGCUGCCCACUUCGACGGUGGUGGCCGGCACGACCCCGCUCCCCAACAAGCGCGACGCGGAGAUCCGGAGCAAUAUGAAGGCGGACGGGACGUUCCAGCAAAGGAUGGAGCAGGCGACGCAGCAGGGCAUCCACGAGUCCUACUACCGGGACAUGAUGGUCAUGUUCGGCAAGUGGGAGUUCGACCCCAUGAGCCUGCCCCAGCCGCCGUGCCCCGUGCACCUGUGGCAGGGCGACGAGGACGGCCUCGUCCCCGUGGUGUUGCAGCGCUACCUGGCCGGCCGCCUCACCUGGAUCAACUACCAUGAGCUCCCCGGCACCGGCCACUUCCUGUCGUCGGUGCCCGGACUGGGAGACACCGUCCUCAGGACCCUCUUCGCCUGAUGAUGAGCAGCAGUUUCAGAAGAACACUUGGGAAGCAUGGACGGGUGCUAACCCCUUAUUUAAACGUACACAUACUCCAGUAUAGUACUAGCUCCGUGGUGCAUUAGUUUCAUUUGUUGUAAGGCCGGUUCGUUAGUUGUCGCUGUUUAUUAUAGCGAUGGUAAUGAUCAUGACGAUGAUAUAUAUAGAUGAUGCAAGGUCCCAGUGCCUGCAAAGUACUAUUUCUUCGUUCGGAAUUCUCAUAUUUAAAGGAACAAUAUCAGAUACUACAGUAGUAUAGAUAUGUUUUCAAA
Panicum virgatum (switchgrass) is the source of this 3669-nucleotide messenger RNA. RefSeq lists its product as uncharacterized. Lineage: Eukaryota; Viridiplantae; Streptophyta; Magnoliopsida; Poales; Poaceae. The coding region runs from base 2321 to 3376 and encodes 351 amino acids. The record is from RefSeq and is a predicted model, not a curated record. The transcript is spliced from 3 exons.